CUCACUUUAUCGUGCGGCAAGCGUCGCCUACAGGCCCUACGGCGCUUAGUCCUACACAAAGACAAGGAUCGAAUAGGCCAGAUACUGGUAGGGGAGCUGUGGCCAAAAGCUAAUUGAGACAGUGCGUCUGACAUGCUAUCGCGUCCCGUAUUUCAUUCUCAGUGGUCCGUUCAGCGGCGUGUUAAUAAUGCGACUUAACGUAAGAGAGCGUCAGGCUCGAUCUGGUGAUGUCUAAAAAAGAAGAGACAAAACCGAAGCGCUUUUGCUGGAGCUGGUGUGAGCGCAUGUUGACUUAGGUAGCCCCACUUAGACUAGUUGGAUGGAUAGCUUGUCUGACGAUUCAUUGGCGGGCAUUUCAAUAGAAUAUAUUGUGCUACUCCGGCUUGUCCAACUGCGAGUCAAACAGCUGGUUAGAAACAGGGGGUAUCCGGCGGCUUGUGAACCUGGACGCACGUCGUAUGCGCAAUAGAGUGCAAUUCUGACGGGGGAUCUAUGUGGUUGCUACACUUGACAAGCUCUGCAAGCUUAUCAAGAGAAAAAGAGAAAAGUACCAAAGAAGGCGUGCCUUGAAAAGGACCUUUCAUCGGGAUUGUAUCGCACAUGCUCAUCGAUAUCGUCAAAAGCAUAUCUGUUCACUUGUGGCAAUAGUCUUUGCUUGGUUCACCAAUUUGGUCCAAUUGAUGUUUGCUUUUUCUGAUGUUGUCUUAUGCUUGCCUCUUUAUUUUCCGUAAAAUAGUACUUAAUGUUGUCACUGAAAAGGAAUUGAUCGGAAUCUUAUCUUGCGAUAAAGUCAAUGGAUCGCAGGGAAGCAAUGUCAACAAUCUAGUUGAAUACGGUCCUUUAGUUUCCUAAUAAAAAGCACAUACAUUGGUCUAAUGAGAUGUGUGUCAGUAUAAAAAUGUUUCACCAUUAUUCACAGUUUACUGUGAUGUUCGUGAUGAACAGCAUCACUGCGGUUGUAAUCAAGAACUAGGAUCGGUUAGUGACGUGUAUAGCUUAUGUAUAUUAUAUAUUCAUACAGCGCAUCAAUGCAAAAAAGGCAAGUCUGAAAGACCCUUUGUUUAUAAUAUAAAAAUGCCUGACAAUUGGAAUAACAUAUGUCAGUAUUAUCCAGACAAGCUAGCUAGUCGUCAAUGCAUUUUUAUCUGAGCGUCCGGAUCUUUCUCUGCUCGAAUAACUGUUUGAUCCCGAUCGCUUCGCGCUACCUCAAAUUAUCCAACAGGACAUCGGUGUUUGUCGAUAAUCAACGUCGAACGCUUAAUUUGGUAAACGUAAAAAACAACAUCUAUACAAACACACGUAGAUCACCUGCUAAAUUAAACUAGCCGUAUUCGACAAUCGUCGCGAUCCUCUCUAAUCCUCUGAUUCGAAUGGCGACCUGAAACUACUGCAAUGACGCAGCCUUCACACGUGGCUAACUGCUCAGAGAUUCGCAGCUACGAUCAGAAUUUUGCCAGUCGAAAUUCUGACGACACGGGUUUAGAGAUCAGGUUGCUUCUUGUUAAGUCAUCUAGACCCUAAACGUUAGUUGGCGGCGCUUUAAAGUUUGUCGAACUUUCUGAGCCGAUAGCAAAGUUGAUUUUUUUUUAUUAGCAUUGUAUUUUGAGUCAACCAAAGUAAUAUACAACAUAAUAGAAUCGAACGAAAGAGCAUUAUCGCUAGAGCUGAAAGCGAAGGCUGCUCGCAGUUGUUCAGGUAAUGCUGAACCAUCAUUUCCACGGCUUCUACAAUGAGAAAAUGACUUUCCAAUACACCGUAUGCAUAUAUCCGGCAGGCGAUCGCGGUGUUGAUGUCGUUAACAGAUACAGUCACCUCGAUAUCAGUAAGCAGCGAUAGAAGUAAAUAAAACUUAUGAACGAUUAUCAUAGUGAUAUUACUAAUUGAUAUGAUAUGCGUCUAUGAACUUGGUAACCAUCAACGAGAAGUGCCUUUCGCGCGCAGUGUUCUACCUGUCACUUUACAUCUACAAUGGUUUGCUAAAUACAUUGGUUAAGCUACCAGUGUCUUAAACGCGUUUAAAAAGGCCACUAAAAUAGGUCCGUCCUAGCUCUUCCAUUGAGCGCACCGAACGACGAUACGAUUGACAGAUCAAAGACAAGCUAGACGGUGCGCUAGCUUUAUCUUGAAGACAAGGCUCAGAUUACAGUACAAGAGCACUUGUACAUACAGCAUAUUGGUAAUCAGUCAUAGCGCAAUAGAUCGACAGGACAAACCCACUCUGGUGAACAGUUCACCACAUCUCUUACCCGCUCUGAGAUGCUCGACGUGGCUCUGGGUCGCAGCAGUAAAAAAGGCGCGAACAUUCAAGAUAAAAGAAGCGUUUUUUCACAGCAAAAAAAAGUACCCGCUUUACCGUAGAUGCGAUCGAUCGCCGAUUUUUGUACAUCAUGAUAACGAUUACACAACAGGGGUCCCUAGUCUUGCUUUAGAGUCCGUAGUGUGCUCGCUUUCGAAUCCGUUUCAGAAUACUUGUUAUUCGACGGCGCGUACGACACGCAAACGAGCCCCGAUCUCGCUGUGUCUCUUUUACGAACUAACAGAAUGGAAAGAUCAUGACAGCGCUGAAUCUGUUUUCGCAUUCACGCUGAUGGGGCAAUGACAGAAAAGUCGAAAGAGGGCCAAACAGGAAGGUGGGCGAGCGAGCGAGCGAGCGAGCGAGCGAGUACCAGUGAGAAAGAACGAGAGACCCCUGCGCGAUAAGGAGGGUGACAGCAAACAACAUGUUGACGCUUUCGGUGCAUGUGAGCACUGCUUGGUGCACAUUGUGCUUAUCUUUAUGAUAAGCACCUGGAGAGUAAAUAGUGUAUUAGUCAAAUAGACGAUGACGAUGUGUGGCUUCUGGGCCUCAGCAUGGCUUUGUGCAUGAGCUGGGCCGACUCAUAACCAAAUGUUUCCGACAGAGUCUGAAGGUCAAAGAGCGAAAAAGCUCCUGGACUCAUUUCUGCAUGCCCUGUGUGUAUGACGGAAUCGUUGUCUAUAGCCUAUGGAUGUAAUCAUAUUGUGUGUAUCAUUAUCAUACUCUAUUGUGGAGUGGGACACUAAGCGGCAGAAAAAAUGUAAAAAAAAAUUCAAGUCAUGUACUGCACGGUUUAUUGCGAGCACCGCAAAAACGUUUACCUUAUUGUUUACAAAAAUCUUCUGACUAUUUAAUGAACAACGAAAUAUUGCUUAAGGUCAAACUUACCGACAGUUCGUGCACACUCGUACCGAUCGUGCCGUACCCAUAAAAAAAAACCAUCAAUUUUUUUACCAAAGUUUUUUUAAUCAAAGCCAGAUUUCCGAUAGCGUUUUAGCUAUGUGAAGUCCGAUAAUAACAUUUAAAUAUGUGAACAUCUACUUCACGAGCGGUCAAAUUGACCCCCCAGUGCUAAUUUUGCUGUCUCUCAGACACUCACAUUUUAUUUAUUUUUAAGGUAUAAAAUAGUAAGAGAGAUAAUUUGGUGAUUUUGUUCGCAACCAAAUUUGCAUCCGGUCUUCAGUAACAUCUUUUUAUUUUUAAUGAUGUGUCUCUCGUCGUCUAUCACAACUUCUACUUAGAGACGUUCUUUUAUUGCGUAUAUGUAUCUCCACUGCAUUAGAAAACUGGGAACUUCUGUCACGCUCAUCAUGUAUGGCCAUAUACUAUUAACGAGGUGUAAUCGAUCUUUCCAACGAAGGGUGGCAUCGUUAAGUCGUCCUGUUUUUUGUUGGCGUUUUGCCAUCGGCAAAGCUUGUCCUGCCACAUAAAGUGUUCAAUGGGUACGCUUUCUCAAAUUGCCUGUAUCAUCUUCAUGACCAUAUUAUAGAUUGUGUUCUACUCGACGUGCGCUAUUAGCUUUGGCUAGGAAAUGUGAGCCGGCACGUUUUGAAUCAGCUAUUUCACACUGGUGUAUCCGAUGUGCUAUCGAUGUUUGCAUAGCAGACGGAACCCGUAUAGGUGGUCAUAGUAAAAUGUCGAUACUAUCGUCGGCUUUUUCUUUACGGCCUUUUCGCGCAGCGUUAAUUGUGCACCAUAUUGCAACAGUUUGCGCCCACUCGAAAUUCGUUGCCAUCCAUUUGCAUGCCGGUCAUAUAUCAAUAUUGGAACGAGAUCAUAUUUGCCUACGGCUCCUUGAUCGCGCCUGAUCGGAGUUCGUGUCUAUUUGGCACUUGUUCGAGAAACGAGAUCUAUUGAAUCGAAUUAAAGUCUGCCGCUCAAUCGAUCAGUCAACCGGUCGAAACUCCCUGUGUAUGUAUACACAGUUUACGCUCCUGUUUGUGUGUGCGUGUACGUAUCCAUCUAUGAACACUGUGCUUACUGUGGCGUCGCUCAUUGGACGCCACUCGUUUUGUUGCCGCGGCAUUGUGUACGGCUGACGCCUAGGCGCGCAUUGUGCGAGGCUAGAAUGCAUUGAGGCAUUCUUAACUACUUACAAUUUGUGUGUUUAUGUGUGCCUUCAUACUGUUGUCUAUAGCUACCAGCUUGUAAUGACCUUCCGUUAAUCUAAAUGAGAUAUAUAGUUUAGGCCUUCUGCGUUCAGCGCGCCGGAGUGGGAUCGGUCCUUCUAUCUCCUGGUCGGAUUCGUCAUCUACAGCGUCUUUAUUGUAUAAUGCUAUCUUCAUAGGCGUUGUGUUAGACAUAUGCACUAUUUCUACUGUAACGGCUUCCAGGUACUUGUAUAAGUAGCGUUUCUAUGGUAGUACUUAAAUCUCGUCGCCUUUGUUGCUGUCACCGUAAUCUUCUUCAUCUUAAAGCGCCCCUUAAUACCCUCUAGCAGGCUGAACAGGGACGGGCCAUUAAUUGGCUAGUGGAUUCAUUAGGUGCUGCAGUAAAGAUGCGACAAGGUAUUGCUUCCAUUUGGCAUCUAAGUCGAAGCCCUUGCCAUCAGGUAUUUUCCCGCAAACCUCGCCCCCCGGUAUCGCUCUAACAAACUGCUAUCGGUCGGCUAUCAUCAACAUGUGUGAGAGAGACGUAAAGAAUCUUUGUGUAUUCGUACAUGUAUGUGCCUACGUGGCUGUAGGUGUUUAGGUGGUUUUUCAAGCUCGUCGAAAUGUUAGUGCCGCUUCAUUUCCUCAUAUCGUCAUCAUAAGCACUGUACAUAUAUAUGUAUAUGGUUUGAGCUUAUGAAUUGGUAUCGGUUGCUUAAGCCGCAGAUGCCGCUAUAACAGCGGGAGAGGCAAGAACGUAGAGCUGGGGACAAAGAACAAGGGUGGAUAGAGAAAUAAUCGUCGCGGGAGAAUUGCUUGGGCAAGAAACCCGAGUGAUUCGUAAAAAAGGAAAACUUAACAUUCGUACAGGUUCGCUCAUUAGACUGUUGGUAUUUUCUUGAUAGUUCUACAUUAUCCCACUCAUUGGCUUGACAUAGUCUCCUCCAUUGUUGUCAUGUGAUUGCGAUUCGGCUAUAAUCGACAGACAAUGUGGUUGCUAUUUACCCAAUGGAGUCGAUCCAGUUCAGCCAGAAUUAACCGCUUUUUUCAAUCGGUGACUUGUUUUAGUCUUCGUCAAUUAACGUAAAUUAGAAGUGCCCGUAAUUGCAAUGUUUAGCCGUUACUACCUAAGAUAAUGCAAUAGAUCAAUGCUUGCGUGUGUGUGUGUGUGUGUGUCUGAUGUCCGUCUGUGGCCAUUGGUCAUUGCAUUGUACAUUGAAGAACCUAAGCCACCAACCGGAUUAGUCUCGUCCAUGCAUCAGCGUCAGGGUACAGCACGACCUAAGGCCACGACUGACAAGGAGAGGUGAACCAGGCGACGGAGACUGGUAUUAUGUCCUCUCGUUCCCCACCAUGCGAUUACAAUGAUUAUCUCGCUUGGUUAACUGUAGGCGGCCGUUCACCGAGCAAUCAGCGUGUGCAAUAGAUACAUUGAAUCAUCGGCUUUGUGCGUUGAGAGUGCGUCGUUUCUAUGUCCCGUCGCCAUGUGCAUAGGUGUUGAGAACCGCGCAAGCGAUGGUACGAUCGAGCACGAGUCAACAAAUAAUUAUAAGGGUUGCUGUUGCAUUGCGUACAACAGCUGGCAUUAAGCCCCCAGCAGCAGCAACAGCUGCUUUAACGAGACCAACGGCCAGACGCCGACUGAAGUGGGCGUUUAAAUUAGGCCGUAGAAAAUUCAUUGUGAUCUCCUUGCAAGGGUGCAUUCCGUUUUCAUCCUUCCGGAAAGGAAAUAACGCAAUUGUGAAGGAGACCGACUUGACCUACUCGUCAACUUGUGAGAUCGUGUUGGUUGCACUCAACGAUUUCGCUCAAACGAUUCAAGCGCUCACAAAACAUUUAACAGUGAGGAAAGUACCCCGAGACAGUUCCGUGUGGUGAUUUUCGCAUCCUCGAUCCCCACCCCUUGAGUAGUGUCCCAUUGCGUCUGUCAUUGUUAUCAUUGCCACCGUUGCGUGACUCACCAUCUCAGUGUGUGUUUGUAUGUGUGCGUGUGUAUAUAUAUAUCGCUCUCAGACAGUGUUGUGACUCGUCGCUCGGGCUUGCCGAUUGUGUGGGCUGUGUUCUGGCUUUUCGUAGAGUCCGCCACUGGCGUGGUGUAUCUUCCUGCUCUUCGGCUGGCAGUAUCUUCUUCUUCCGAUUUCAUCGAUAUUGUUCGGAGCGUGAGUCCAGCUAUGAGUACCGCCCAGGCCAUCGCCGACAGCGUGCCCUGCCAGCUGGCAAGACUCGAUACAUUAGCGACUACCCUUCUGCCGCCCGAAGGCUCAGCCUCGGCCACUUCUACCGAGCCUGAAAAACAAAAAGGAGACAGGGAGGAGAUGAACUCUCCAGUUCAGCACCAGGAGGCUGCGCAACCACAGCCAGACGCCGAUGCCAUCAAGAUGUUUGUCGGCCAAAUCCCGCGCAGCUGGGAUGAAAAUGAGUUACGUAACCUGUUCGAAGAUUUCGGGAAGGUACAUUCGAUCAACGUACUACGGGACAAGGCGACAGGUAACAGCCGAGGCUGUUGUUUCGUGACGUUCUACACGCGCAAAGCUGCUCUCGACGCCCAGAACGAAAUGCACAACAUCAAAACACUGCCUGGCAUGCACCACCCGAUACAGAUGAAGCCUGCAGACUCUGAGAACCGAAACGAGCGCAAGCUGUUUAUAGGUAUGCUAUCAAAGGAGUGCGGUGAGGCCGAGGUUCGCAUGAUGUUCUCUUCCUUUGGCACGAUUGAGGAGUGUACAGUACUACGGGACAGUCAAUCCCAAUCGAAGGGGUGCGCAUUCGUUACGUACUCGACGCGUCAAUGCGCGAUUAACGCCAUCAAAGCAAUGAACCAUUCGCAAACAAUGAAGGGAUGCAGCAAUCCGCUCGUCGUAAAAUUCGCCGACACCCAAAAGGAGAAGGAUCAAAAGAAACAGCAGCAAAUGAUCAAUAGCUUAUGGAAUAUGGCGAACAUUGUCAACCUCUCGGCCGCUGCUCCAGCGGCGCAUCAGCCACCAGCAACUGCCUACAUGCCCCAGAAUAGCUUUGGCGGUUUCGCGCAGGCCACAGCUGUACCGAACAUUGCCCAGCUGGCAACGCUCGUUGCGGCUAACGGAGGAACUGGGGUUUCCGGUGUAAGUCAAUACUCGACCACGUCGCCCCAGCCAGCUUCAGUGGUAUCGAUAGCGGGGCAUCCGGCUGCAACAGCGGCGGUCACCGCCAGUCCAGCCGGUGGAGAUGUUAACACAGCUGCCAACCUUCAAUCAAUCGCCGCAUUAGCACAACUCGCUAACAGCCCAGCGGCUCAAACCGGUGGAGGCUUGAACCAGGUCGUUAUGCAGAAUCUAGCCUCAGCUCUUGCUUCUGCCGCAGCCCAAACGAAUGGGUCUUCAUCAGGGAAUUCUUCCCUCUCCGGAGUAUCUUCUUUGAGUCCGGUGUCAUUAAAUUCGCUCGCUAACGGCAUGGCGAACCAUCACCAAGAUUUGGCUCAAACGUACCACCCCGCCACAGCAGUACCAGCUGCCUCAUUUGUAAACCUGGCCAUCCAAAACCCAGCCGGAAAGCAGGUCGAGGGGCCCGAUGGCGCCAAUCUCUUCAUUUAUCAUUUACCACAAGAAUUUGGCGACAUGGACCUCGUGCAAACGUUCUUGCCUUUCGGACAGGUAAUUUCGGCUAAGGUUUUCAUCGACAAGCAGACCAAUCUGUCCAAGUGUUUUGGCUUCGUUUCCUAUGCCACACCUAUCAGUGCCCAGGCAGCUAUUCAGUCGAUGAACGGUUUCCAGAUCGGAGCAAAACGUCUCAAAGUGCAACUGAAACGCUCCAAAGAUCAGGCGGGCACACCAUAUUAGCGCAACGUGGUCCUGUCAAUGAUGCCCGUCUUGUCACGGAACGUUUAAAAAGAAGGAUGCCUGACCGCAUACACUUGAGAGAGGCAAGACAAACUAAUUACAUUAAAUAAACAAAAACACCCACCCCUGAGCAGUAGGUAAACAAGGAAACGACAAAUCUUACCUUAGGCUACCUUUUUGUGGCUUCAUGUUUUCUUGUGUUGAAAAAGUCGUCGAGUGGCGCCUGAAACCGGAUUGUGGCUGAACAGCCUCGAGGGCUACGGGCUGUAAACGUUAGGUCAGGCCGUCUGAAAUGUCCCUGGAGUCUGGAACGAUUAUGAAACAUUAUCGUUCAGGUGACCCUACUGAGGCAUCCGUAAAAAAAAGUAUUCGCAACGGACAAAUAGGAAAACUUCGGGAAGUGUGUAGAAGUUUAUGAACGGUUACGGCCUGUCUAAAUAGAAAGAAGCGUUAUUUUUGUCCUAAACAUGUAAUCGAUUAAGUGUAAAGGUAGAAGAUAUUAUUAGCUAAAACAAAACUGUUCGAAGGACCGACAAGCUCGUCAAAGCUGGAUAAUUUGAUGUCAAGCAGCAAGGCCGAUAUGUCGAAUAGAGUGAAGGCCAAAUGCAUGACCCUGUGAUGGACAAUCUGCAAUGUGUAUAGAAGAGAAUAACUGAAAGGGAGAUAAGUGGCUAAAAUAUAUAUAUAUAUAUAUAUAUUAUUUGAUCACCGUGUGACACAUGAAAAGCCUGAAACUACAUACGCGCGUGCAUAGCCAGAUAGCAUUUAGAUAUAUCUAUGUGCGUGCUGAUACACGCCGUAAGGGCAACCGUGAAUAGCUGAAUUCGUCUGAACAAUGCGAUUGCGAGAGAUCUGAUAAUUGGGAUCGAUUGCGUGGUUGAUUAGUUACAAAAUAAGAAGACUUGUAUCUGUACCGAAUAUUCAUGGAAACAGUGGUAAACACGAAUGUAACGUAUGGAGGCUAUGAGUAUGCUAUGUUGAGCAACUGAGUGAUUGGCAGAGUGCGUAGGCACUGAAAGGGCGAAUGGAGAUUUCAAAGGAUAUCAAUGCUGAUGAUGAUCCGAUAGUAACUCGUCAUGGUUAUCGGGCGACUCCAGGCAACUAAAGCCUCCAGUACUGCCUUAUUGCUGAGGGAAGGUACUUAAGGUUUGGUAAAAAAAAAAAAGCAUAGUCUUUCAUACAUAGACGUACAGACAGCCUCGUUGGCACAUUCAAAAUGGUUGCAUUGUCUGCGAAAACCAAGUUAACAGAGUCGUUUAAAAAUAAGGCUGAAAUCCACUUAGAAAUAAAUCCUGCGGUUUAAGCAGAGGGUAUUUCUACACGAAGACGCAACACAGUCACGAAAUAAAUAGGACAGAUACAAUGACAUUGAACAACGACCAGCUAAAACGUGGUUUCUAUCAAAAUACCAAGAGAUCGGAAAUAGACCCGGCAAAGAAAUUAUAGAAAUGUCUAUAUAUAAUCUAAAUUUACAGUCACCUGGUUUCACAUGUAGAUUCGAUACUAGCAUCGAACCCGAAUACAUACAUAGUUAAUAGAUGCUCCUGAUAAAAAAACAAGGUAUGCCUUGUUAUUUCGCUGUAGUCGCGACUCUAUGAAUAUUGCUAUAAUAAUACACAAAUAUAAGUAUAACGAGUAUAAAAUAUUAAUAGUAAAUAACAUCUACUAUAAUGCUCAAAGGUAAUAUAUUUAUCUAUAAGAAUAUACAUAUAUAUAUAUAUAUAUAUAUAUAUAUGGAGAGCAAACUAAAAAGGAGAACGCUGAAGGAUUAAGCAGAAACAAAUAGAAGAGACUUGUUGAUGUACUGAUAUUACGUAGACGCGUAUGCGGUAUGUAAGAAGUGAACUCGACCGUAAUAGAAACUAACAUAGCACAAAUCGACUUAACAACGAAAUAAAAAGCACUAAAAUUCCCGAAGUUUUUCUUGAGCCGGUGGCAACGAAAGCAGACGUGAAACACACAAGAGGGGCGUAAAGCCUUCAUCCAAGCUGCAAAGGAAAAUCGUAAUGACCAAGUGUGCUAGUUCCAUAGACAGGGACGAGAUUUUUACAUUGAAUAUAUUAGGUAUGACAGAGUACUGUAAAUGAUAAAUAUGCAGAUGCGAUACCGUAAUUAAUGAAGGAAAAACGCAGAGCAGUCCAGAAACGAGACACAGUAGAUGUUACGAUAUGACAACGCGCAACAAAACUCGAUAAAGCAUUUUUUUUUUUCUUUUAUUAGACUUGAGACAAACCUUAGUAGUCAUCGAGAGAAUGAACAAAUAGAAAACGACUUCAACGAUACAGAAGAUGGUAUUCGCUUCAUCAGUUUCUGCUGAAAGUGAGAUCCGCUCAGGAUUUCGUCGCAGCUAACACACCGUACAUUAGAUAGAGCACAAUUACUACUAAUUAGAGACAACAGCAGUAAUAACUGCUACUAUUACAACAAAAUAUAACUAUUCCGAUAAUACAGUAACCGAGCAGUAAUAACUACCCGAAACUCCUCGAGUCCCUCCUCGCUCCCGCCUGGCCAAGUUCGCAAUUCCCGCAGCAGAAAUUCGUCACACAUCUGGA
Varroa destructor (honeybee mite) is the source of this 10753-nucleotide messenger RNA. RefSeq names its product bruno 1 (gene bru1). Gene Ontology annotation, molecular function: RNA binding. Lineage: Eukaryota; Metazoa; Arthropoda; Arachnida; Mesostigmata; Varroidae. The record is from RefSeq and is a predicted model, not a curated record.